UAGAGUGUCGAUUUCUGUGCUCUGUUUUAACCAAUUUACACCUCUAGGGUCGAUCCUGUAAUCUGUAGCGAUUUAAACACAUCAAGUCUGUCAAUGCUUAUAUAGUGCCAAAUUAGACACGGCGUAGAAUAGUCUCAUUCCAGCCAGCGUUGGAAUUGUUUCUUCGACUAGUCAACACAACAUCACAUCAAGAUGCCGAAGAAAACGCAAAGAAAUGCGUUCUACUUCUACAUGCAAGAGCAGGUGGCACCACGGAUGAGGAAAGAGGGGCAGUUUACGGGGAUGGAGUCUGUCGUGCAAGUGGCACAUCCCAUGUGGAAGGCGUUGCCACCCCAAGAGAAGGCGCGCUAUGAGAACAUGGCAAAAGAGUACAAGGCCCGGCUGCGUGGACAGGAGGGUGAUAAAUAUCGCCUGGACAAUAUCGGCAACGUCAUCGCAGAUCGAAAAAACCCCUUCGAUGAAGCAAAGAAGAGGAAACAGCGAGAGAAACUGGAGUUUACUCAGAGAUGGCCGGAAGGACAUGAGGUCAUCAACGAGAAGUUCUACUUCAUUGACUUCCAGACCCUGUGUAAGACAGAGGAGGGUGAUUAUUUGCCAGUGGAGAUGGGCCUGGUCGAGUUCACAAUGAAAGAUGGCAUCAGAAAGACGUAUCACACAUUCAUUGACCCAGGACCUAUCCCUCUUGGCUACCGAUUCGAAUGCCAAAGAACAAGCGACGACACUCAUAAAAUUCCUGUUGCGGGGUUCCAAUUUGCUGAGAGUAACUACAGAAGUAUCUGGAUCCAGUUGGAGAACUUCGUCAAUCCUGGUGGGGAAAAUUCGUACUAUCCUCCAAUUUUCUGUGCGGAAGAAAAAAUAGAGGAAGUUGAAUACUGCAUGGGUUGGAUUCAUUCGCACGCCUGCCUUGGUGUUCCGAAUCGCUUAAAGAAAAUCUCACAUCUCGAGACCAUGGUGCAAGAACUAUUCAAACACAUCGGGGAACCUCCGCCUUCCGAAGUGGCACUUCAUGACUUGCUGACUGCGUCUGUUUUCGAUUAUGAAACUGGGGUAAUGUGUUCUUAUCACGAAGAGGUUGAAUCAAAAUUCUGCAGCAUGGGCAGAGUACGCAUAUACAGCUAUUCGCUCGCCGAUGCCAUGUGCGCCCUCUAUGAAAUCGAGUUGACGAGCAAACACUUACCGAGUCGCUCAACGGAGCCCGUCUGCUCUGUCAUAAGACCGCAGAGGGAGCCGGAGGCAAAUACAAGGAAUUUGCAACAACGUGGCAAUAAUGGUCGCGGAAUGGGACGCAAUCAAAACAAAGACAAUACUGGUAAUUUUGCGGCAAGGGAUUUCCGCGAGACGGACAGUUCCUGGCAGCCGGCACCUGUGCCGAAAACGUCUGCCUGGGGGAAGAAGCAGGGGGAUGGGCCUGUGUGGCAUAGGAAGAGCUCAAAGGAGACGCCUGUGUGGGGCCCGGAGGAGGAAGAGGAAAGGUUUGAGGAGGCAGAGCCUCAGUUGUCCCAGUCCCUCAGGAAGCCCAAGAAUCCUGGUAUUGCUGCUCAGAUGGGAAGAGGAUUCAAAGUAGCGCAACCUCAGCAACACGCCCCGCCUAAAGCCCUCGGCGAAUAUGGUACCCUCAUCCCCAAAGCUGCCGAAGUUGAUGUUGGCCACAAGGUUGAGAAGCCCUUCCAGCAUCCCGUCCUGGCGCCGGGAUCUAUCCUCUUAGCUGACGGGCAGAAACCACCACCGCCCAAGUCAAAGGAAGAUGAGUGGCCAAGCCUUGGAGGGCCAGGCCCUGCAGGGGAUUGGCCAAGUCUUGGAGAUCCUGCCCCCGCCCGGGUGGCUCCCAGGAUGGCUCAACCUGCUGCUAAGCCGAAGUUUGCUGGCCGCGCUGGACCGCCCCCACCUCAGCAGGCUCCACAACCUCCGACAGGAUGGUCUAAUGGACAGGGUCUCAGCAGCAUGCAAGACAUUGCCAAUAGCCUUGAUUCAUCUCAGCCAGGCGCUGUGCCGAAGAAUCCCUGGGGUGCUCUGCCAAAUAAUAUGCCGCUUGCUGGUAUAGGUCGUGGUCGGGGUGCAUGGAGUUCUACGGUAGGGCGCUUACCCCCUGGUAUGGCACAGCCAACCGUUUUGCCAAAGAGCACUUAGAAAACGAACGGAACAACUGAACAUCGGAAAAACGUUGAAAAGUUUCUUCGUCAGAAAAACAGUGUUGUUGAUGGGAUCAAUCAGAUUUGAACAUUCGAGUAAACUUGAUGGAAGGAACCAUUAUGAUUGUGAUUUCAUGAAAUGUUCAUGAAAUCGUAAUUAGAUUAGGAAAACGGUUCGAUGGUACAAGAAUUGCGCGCUAACUCUUUCUGGUUCAUUCAGUGAUCGUACCAACACAGAAGCGUGGCUGAGAAAUGAUGUGUUACCCUAGAAAUGCAGAACUAUGAAUGCCAAAUUUCAUCAAAUUUGCGUGCGUAAUAACUGCACAACGGUAAUGUUUAUUUCUGUUUUACUUUAGCUGCAAGAGAUGUGAUGAAAAUGAACACCAUAGGUCUUUAAUCUUUGGCCUUUUAUUGUGCUUUAAUGGUACUAAUAAAUAGAAUUUUAUUUUUGUAUAUCCAUUUUCUUCAGUGUGGGCUGUUUGGAGUGGACUAUUAAUCUCAGGGUUAACUCUUUCUGCCCAUAACUUGUUUUGCACAGUUUGCUUUGAAAACUGAGGCGAAUUAAAAAAUAUGAGACUUUCAAAAUCGGCAGACGAUAGCACAGAUUGCAGCACCAUCUGUACCAAUCCAACUACGGUAUAAUCGAUUGAAAAGAUCGUCGACGCAUUGUCAUAUGUUGCUUGAGUCACCAUAAGUUUAUUCAAGGGGAAGGCAUCAUGUGACAGUGCGGGAAAUCUGAAUUUGAAAAACCGUGUCUAUACGGUCCACAGCUGUGAAACUAAACAUGGCGGACCGUGUAUAUACGGCUUGUGGGCUGAACGAGUUAAGAUUUUACUAAAAAAUUGUAUCAGUUUACUAUUGCCCAGAAAGGGUUUUAUUUGCAGUUGCUAUCCUUUUACGGCGAAACAUAUCAUUUUGCACUACCAUGCUAUCAGUAACUUGAGGUACCUCCAGAUCCUUUGUUUUCACUAUUCGAUUGUGUUUUUAGUGAAGGAAUUCCUAAUUCAGACUCUCUCAAGGGUUAAGGGUCUGAAUUUGGCGGCUCAGAGUCAGAGUGUCGGAAUUAAGAAACGUUUUCAAAUGAAGACUCCGCCAGUUAUGCUCUUGACUGCUAACCUCUGUUGAUCCCACAGAACAGCAGCCUUGCACCUCAUUGGACUGCAUGGCUUGCUGUGUCUCUAAACCAGAGACAUAAAGGUAGAUUUCUGAUUAAUUUCAGUUUUUGGUAAUAAGACUUUCAUAGCUAUAUAAUUUGUGUAUUGAUGUAUUAACAGAAGUUACUGUGUACGACGAUGUUGACCACACACUUUUCAUUGAAAUGCAUUGUAAAUGUACUCGUUGUAUGAGCCAAGUGUGACAUAUACGGGGUGUGCCGAUAAAAUGCAGUAGCAAGAUUUGCCCGACUACCAUUAUUUGGUUAGUAAAGAUGGUUGCGUUUAGUUUGGAUCACCCUGUAGUUAGACUAUUGGCGCAGUAGUGUUAAAGGGAAAAUAUGUUCAGUUGAUUUAUACACUGCUGCUGCAAUAUGUAUUUUCUGUUGAAAUUGCAUAUUACCCAACACCGCUGCCUCUCAAUAGAGCUGGCAUAAGGUCUCUUUGCUUGUAGUGUUUAAUAGUGAGUACUAAUCAGGUACAAUUUGAUUAUAAAGCUCACAUAUAAUUUGAUA
Molecule: messenger RNA, 3795 nt
Organism: Lineus longissimus
Lineage: Eukaryota; Metazoa; Nemertea; Pilidiophora; Heteronemertea; Lineidae
Product: protein maelstrom homolog
Exons: 9
Coding region: 193-2127 (644 amino acids)
Biological process (GO): negative regulation of DNA-templated transcription; regulation of miRNA-mediated gene silencing; piRNA processing
Cellular component (GO): P granule; nucleus
Molecular function (GO): sequence-specific DNA binding
Source: RefSeq, a predicted model, not a curated record